AUGGACAACUUUGGAGUUCCGAUUGGAGAAGAGCAACGGCAGCCGCCGCCACCACCAUUGGCAUCAACUUCUCAAAACAUCACGCCUUCCGGCAGCAUUGUGGUCCGUUUGCGCUAUUUGAACAUUUGGAAUGGCUUGAAUGCCGUCGGACAUGAGAUGGUUGUCGACAACACUGGCCGAGAGCUGCUUCCAAAGUUGCAGUACAAGGUGGAAGGACUGGAUCCGAACAAGAUGUACACGAUGCACGUGCACUUUGACCGAACGAACCGCGGCCUUAUGAGGUUCGAAAACGGUGUCUGGAAUCAGAUGGUUGAACCUGUGAAGGACGUUCCUGAGCAGACCAAUGUCAUUGCGCUGGGAACAGAGUCCGGUGCGGACUGGUUGCGAAACGGCGUCAACGUGAACAAACUCAGGAUCUUCAACGCGCCGUACCGGGGAGUCAAAGUGUCGAAGGAAGUGCUGGAACAAGAUGCAGUCAAAGUUGCAGAGAAGAAGGUGGACAAGGUGAGCUUUGUUUCGGUUUUUUGCAGAGUUGCUACGGGCCGGGCCGGGCCGAAAUUUUCAAAACUCCGGCCCGGCCCGGCCCGGUUCAAAAGCGGGAAUCCAAAUUUCGAACUAUUGAUUAAAUAAAAUGUUUGUUUUUCGUAGAACUAACGAAUUUUGCAAGUAUCGAGCAUAAAAAAGAAAUGUAGUUCUCAAAAAUAGUUUUUAUUAGCAUCAAAGCAAAAGUAACAAUUAAAAAAGAAGAAAAUAAUAACUUUUCCCAAUAAAUUUUUUACAGUUCGAAACGCUUUUUCAACGAGUUCCGUUUUUUUAUUUUGAUCCCCGCAAAAAAAAACGAAAAAAUAGAUUUCUCCCAAAAAUUUGAAUUCGCGCCUUUUGAGCCGGCCGGGCCGGGCCGGCCCGUAAUUUGACAAGUCUGAAAUGUUUCAGAUAAAUGUGACACCCCGUUGCCGAUAUGUUCCGGUCCUGAAGAUCUUCGAGUUGGUCGGUGCGCACAACAUCUUUCGCCACACUGCCAAAUUCGACGAGGCCACUUUUGUGGCUGUGAAGGAGUAUAAGGUAUUUUUCACGUUUGAACGAAACGGAUCUUGCAAAUAAACGACAUUUUUUCAGAACGAUAAGAUGAAAACAAUGAAAUUAUCUCGCGACAUUUAUCGUGCAAUGGCCGACGAACUGGCCAAAGAAAGAAGGCAAGCAGUUCGACAAAGUGCGAGGGAACGGGGACACAGAUAG
Molecule: messenger RNA, 1236 nt
Organism: Caenorhabditis sp. 36 PRJEB53466
Lineage: Eukaryota; Metazoa; Nematoda; Chromadorea; Rhabditida; Rhabditidae
Source: the annotation of a GenBank genome assembly